This is a messenger RNA of Achroia grisella, 975 nucleotides long. RefSeq lists its product as uncharacterized. The transcript is spliced from 4 exons. NCBI's taxonomy places the organism in Eukaryota, Metazoa, Arthropoda, Insecta, Lepidoptera, Pyralidae. The coding region runs from base 106 to 675 and encodes 189 amino acids. The record is from RefSeq and is a predicted model, not a curated record. Gene Ontology annotation, cellular component: nucleus. Gene Ontology annotation, biological process: maturation of SSU-rRNA from tricistronic rRNA transcript (SSU-rRNA, 5.8S rRNA, LSU-rRNA).
UGAAAAUUGUAAUUGAGUUAUAUAGGUUAUAAAAUGUGUAAUUUAUAAUUUUUUUUUAAAUCUUACACACAUUUAAAUAUUAUUGAUAUAUAAUAACAAAUAACAAUGUUGUAUGAUGAUUUCAAACCUAUCGUUGAUCUUGUGUUAAACAAUUGGACUGCUUUGCAACUUGCUGUGGAACAUGGAAUGGGAGCUCCGGGUGGCGAAAAGACAGCUCAGUUGAUGGCAGUGUAUGUUGCUCGCUACUGUGUUGAGAAUAUUGUUGAUAGGCAUGAACUCACAGAACUUAUUGAGGAUCUGAUGGAUGAGGAGUUUGAUACCGUAUGCCAUGAUAAUUCACCUAGAGAAAUUGCAUCCCUAUUGCUAUUAUACCUUGGCAUGUUGAAGGAAGGUCGGUAUGAUGAACUGCGAAUGAGAAUUGAAGCGAUGCCCAAGUGUCAGAAAUGGCUGAGUCAACCAAUACAUGAAUCAGUACCUCCACAGUGUCAUGGAAACCCAGAUGAUGAUACUACAAGUAGUAGCGGUGAAGAAGAUGAACCCGAACCAGAAACAACAAGCAAUCAGAUCUUCCUUCAAGCCUCGACUUCCACCAUUGAUCAACCGCCAGAACCAAUGGAUGAAGAUUCAGAUGUCGACCCUGGCUGGACGGUUGUAAAGCCUAGAAAGAAAAAAUAAAGUUAUAUGUAAAUUUUAAAUUAUCCUAUAUUUAUUUAUUUUGUGUUAUAAUAUAAGCACUUACUGUAGUUGCGUAUUGCCGGAUGACUUUGUUUUCCGAGCUAAAAAUUCAUAUUAAUUUUCAGAUAUAUAAAAAGUAUAUGAAAUAUAUUUAGCUUUUGCGCUUCAUUUAUUUGGAGUAAUGCUAUUUUUUUUAUAUUAAAAAUUUCAUAGAAUUAUCCUUCAUUAAAUGUGUUAUAUUUAGAGUAUAAAAAAUUUUGGCCUUAAAAAAAUGUUUGAAAAAUUGUAAUUUAACUAUGU